AUGGCUUCAAGCAGUCGGAACCCUCUCACACGCCUGCAUGGGGUGUUCAAGAAGAUGACAUGGACCUUGUUCACGGCUUGGAUGAUCACGUCGCUGCUGAACGUAAUGUUUGGCUAUGAUACGACCAGUUUCGCUGGGGUGCAAAGCAUCCCUUCCUUUGAUAAGCAGUUCGGAACACCCUCCAAGGGUGGCACUUACGCCUUAUCACCAUCACGAGCGUCGUUCAUGAGCUCGUGCGCGUUUGCUGGGAAACUACUGGGCGCUUUGUCGGCGCCUCUGCCCGUCGAGUGGUUCGGUCAUCGCUACAUCCUUUGGUUGGGGUGCUGCAUUGCCUUCCUCGGCAUCAUCAUCGAGGCUACCUCGAGCACCGUGGCUCAGUUUGUGGUCGGUCGAAAUAUCAUAUACUUCAGCGUUGGGAUGGUUGAAGUUACUGUGCCCAUGUAUCAAGCGGAACUGUGCCCUGCAGCUAUGAGAGGGACGAUUGUCGGAUCGAUGCAGUUAUUCAACCAAGUCGGUCAGAUCACCGCGGCUGGCGUCAACCGCGCAUUCUAUCAAUCCACCAAACGCUCUGGAUGGCUUGUGCCGGUGUGCGUGCAGCUCAUUUGCCCCUUUGUCGUGGUUUUCGGCCUCUUCAUUGUCCCCGACGCCCCCCGCUGGCUUCUCAGUAAGAGCAGGUUCGAAGAUGCAGUCAAGAGCCUUGAGCGUGUAAGACCUGGCGAGGAUGUUCGUGCCGGUCUAUGCAGGAAGGAAGCCGAAGCCAUUCGAGAAGCCCUAGAUAACAAGGUUGAAAAGGGACCGUGGAUCGACCUUGUGCGAGGGACGAAUCUUCGACGGACGACGAUCGUCCUCACCCUUCUUCUGCUCCAGCAAUUCUGUGGUCAGGGGUUCGUCAGUCAAUAUUCUCCACGAUUCUACAAGAAGGUUGGCUUAGGCGCCCAUGCGUUUGACUACAACAUUGCUUCUGCGACCGCCGGCUGGGCGGGGUGUCUGCUGGGCAUGAUCGCCAGUGACAUUGUAGGUCGAAGGGACCUACUGAUCUGGGGCUGUAUUACCUUUUCUCUGUUCCUAUUUCUGGUCUCUGGCCUGGGUCUGCAUGCGCAUCCAUCGCCAUCGGAGGCUCGUGGACUGGUUGCGAGUGUUGUGCUGUACAUCUUCAUAUUCACAGGGUUGGUGGCUUUGCCUUAUCGAUUCGGGGCUACCCAUGCUGACAAAACUGUGCAGAACUCUGGCUCCAAUUUCGUAUGCUAUUGCUUCAGAAGUUCCGACUGCGGCCUUGAGAGAGAAGACGGUUGGUCUAGGAAUUGCUAUCAAGCAAGUCUCAUUCAUGUUGUGGGCGCCUUCAUUGUCGCCUUCUGUGUUCCCUACCUGAUCAAUGCUAUAUCUGCCAAUAUUGGGUGGCUUUUUGGCGGCAUUGCUCUCUUCACAGCCACAUGGGUGUUUUUCUUUGUCCCGGAGACCAAGAAUCGGUCUCUCGAGGAAAUGGACGAACUGUUUUCCGCCAGAAUACCUGCAAGGAAAUUCAAACACACUGAAACCGUGGGAGCUGCACAUCGUGUUACCGAACUUGAAAAUGCUGGACUCUCGGACGUGGUCACGGAGCCGGGAAAGGUGCAAGAAUGGCACGACGAGCAGCUCAGUGCAAAGGCCGGCUAA
This is a messenger RNA of Exophiala xenobiotica, 1653 nucleotides long. RefSeq lists its product as uncharacterized. Gene Ontology annotation, biological process: carbohydrate transport; transmembrane transport. The record is from RefSeq and is a predicted model, not a curated record. Gene Ontology annotation, molecular function: carbohydrate:proton symporter activity. The transcript is spliced from 14 exons. Gene Ontology annotation, cellular component: membrane. The coding region runs from base 1 to 1653 and encodes 550 amino acids. NCBI's taxonomy places the organism in Eukaryota, Fungi, Ascomycota, Eurotiomycetes, Chaetothyriales, Herpotrichiellaceae.